This is a messenger RNA of Dendronephthya gigantea, 1490 nucleotides long. RefSeq names its product dihydroorotate dehydrogenase (quinone), mitochondrial-like. Gene Ontology annotation, biological process: pyrimidine ribonucleotide biosynthetic process; 'de novo' pyrimidine nucleobase biosynthetic process. The record is from RefSeq and is a predicted model, not a curated record. The transcript has 8 exons. Gene Ontology annotation, molecular function: dihydroorotate dehydrogenase activity. Gene Ontology annotation, cellular component: mitochondrial inner membrane; cytoplasm. Lineage: Eukaryota; Metazoa; Cnidaria; Anthozoa; Malacalcyonacea; Nephtheidae. Bases 71 to 1261 code for a protein of 396 amino acids.
UUUAAAAAAAAGUUACUUUCCAAUUUCUUUCACAUAAAAUCUCAUCUGAGAACGAUCGUCGGGAGAUUCAAUGAGUGCAAGGGCAAGAAAUGUUUGGAGAUUAUUGAGGAAUGGUGUAUUGGUGGCUGGGAGUGUUACGGCUGUGGUUGUUUAUGGAUGUGUUACUGGUCAUGAGAGGUUUUACAAGUCAGUGUUGAUGCCCAGUGUUCGGCUGGUUGACCCUGAGCAAGCUCAUGUGAUGGCAGUUAAGCUGGCAUCCUGGGGAAUGGUACCAAGAGACAACAGUAUACCAGAUCCAAUUUUGGAGACAAAGGUUUUUGGUAAAGUGUUCCCCAGUCCUGUUGGCCUUGCAGCUGGUUUUGACAAACAUGGAGAAUGCAUGGAUGGCAUGUUUAAGAUUGGGUUUGGUUUUGUCGAGAUUGGUAGCAUCACGCCUGAACCUCAGGCUGGUAAUGACAAACCAAGAGUGUUCAGGUUGACCGAAGAUCAAGCUAUCAUAAAUAGAUAUGGUUUUAACAGUGUUGGCCACGAGGUUGUGGCUGAGCGUCUAACCCCCCUGGACGAGGAGGCAUCGCAAAGCAAUAAGCCAGGUGUCCUUGGUAUCAAUCUUGGCAAAAAUAAAACUUCGACGAACGCUAUUAAAGACUACAUUUUGGGCGUUCAAAAAUUCGCCAAAUUCGCGGACUAUCUGACAAUCAAUAUCUCCUCUCCUAAUACCCCUGGUUUAAGAUCACUUCAAGGCAAGAAAGAGCUUUCAGCUCUCCUUCAAGAGGUCAUCAAAGCACGUGACGAUCUCCAUGGUAACAAGCCACCAAUCCUGGUCAAAAUUGCCGCGGAUCUCACACAAGAAGCUAAACAGGAUAUUGCUGACGUCAUUACAACUCCUCCCUGUAAAGUUGACGGUUUGAUCGUUUGUAACACGACAAUAUCUCGACCAAGCUCUCUGCAAAGUAAACAUAAACAUGAAACGGGCGGUCUAAGCGGUAGACCUUUGAGAGAAUUAUCGACACAAACUGUCCAAGAUAUGUACAAGCUAACUGAAGGCAAGCUUCCCAUAAUCGGUGUUGGCGGGAUUUCGAGCGGCCGAGAUGCUUACGACAAAAUCCGAGCUGGUGCGAGCCUGGUUCAAAUCUAUUCGGCGAUUGCCUACGAAGGUUUUCCGGUUGUGAGGAAAAUAAAGCAUGAAUUGGCAGAACUACUGAGGAGUGAUAACUUGACUUCCGUGUCAGAUGCUGUUGGCCUUGAUGUCAAACGAGAGUGAUAUUAUUUGUAAAAACGCAAACCAAACAGGAGGUGCAGAUCACUGUGAGGUCGUUUUAUCGAUAUCAAAUAUUUCAACUUGAGCGUUUUUUUUGUCCCUAUACGCAAGUCAACAAUUGCCGUUUGUCAUCAAAAAUGGCAUUCUAAAUUGAUGUUUAUAUCUCCUACGAAUUUCAAUUAAUUUUUUGUGACUGUAUCGUGUCGUUCUUAAGAUAAAUUUCCCCAAGACG